GUUGCCCAUUGCUGCUCUGAAACGGCCCCCAUGAUUUAUUCAGCAGUGGAUCGGGGCACGCAAGCGAGCUGUCAAGAAAGCGUCAGCUUAUUAGGCAAGGGCUGCGUGAUUCCAGAAGAGGGUCUAACCUAUAAAAAUCCCGCACCCGGGCUCUGAUUAGGAAGCAAACUGGUCACAAGGACGGCAGAAGACGGCUCCAAUAGAUACGCAUCCUGAAAGGGAGACGAAAGGGGGCACCCAACUGCUGAGCGACUCCACCUGUCCGGCUUAAACUUCACCAGCAUCUCCAAGAUCUGGCCGCCGAAUCAUGAAGAUCCAGCUGCUGGUCUCUACAGGGAUCCUGCUGGUCGCUCUGCUGCCCUGCCAUGAGUGCCGAGCCCUCAGCAAGAGCGUCCCAGCCGACCCCGCUCUGCAGCAGCCGGAUCUCCUCCAAGAGCAGCCGCAGGCGCUGCCCAUCUUGCUCCGCGUGGGAGAAGAAUAUUUCGUGCGCUUGGGCAACCUGCACAAGAACCCCUCUCCCGCCGCCUUCUCUUUUUCCUCCUCCUCCGCCUCGGGCGGCAGCCACCUCGCCGCGUCCGCUUCGGCCGGCAACUUUUUCCGAGCGGCGGUCCAGCAGCUGCAGAAUGUGCGGGAGCGCUCGCUAGAGGGCGCCGCCGAGCCCUGGCCAAGCGACAACGACAGCGGCGCUCCCCUCGACGCCGCCCCGAAGGAGAAGCGCUCGUCCAAGGACUCGCCGAUCUCCAUAGACCUGACUUUCCACCUCCUCCGGCAACUCUUAGAAAUGGCCCGAGCGGAGCAGCUGACGCAGCAGAUCGAGAGCAACAGGAAAAUGCUGGAGACCAUCGGGAAAUGAAGCGCUCUCUGCCCUCCGCCCGCCCCCUACCAAAGAGAUCCUCCAGUUCGCACACGAUAUUUACAGAUUCCCUCGUGCUGUUCUCCUCUUCUUUUCACCGAGAGCUUGAUCGACGUAGAGAGUGUCCAGUCGACACGCAGCCUAACCUAGCGCGUCAGUAGCAUGCCCAGCGUUGUACCCAAGUGUCGUUUGUGACUUGCUGCCUGUCCUAACUCUUUGUCCCCCCCCCUUCCUCUUCCCUCGUUGUUACGAUUCAUGCAACUCUUUGAGGGUGGGGUCCAGCGGUUCAGCCACUGGAAGUUGGGCCAAUGAGAGAGAGCCUUGUCUUUUUGGGGUGGUG
This is a messenger RNA of Lacerta agilis (Sand lizard), 1193 nucleotides long. RefSeq names its product corticotropin releasing hormone (gene CRH). Gene Ontology annotation, cellular component: extracellular region. The record is from RefSeq and is a predicted model, not a curated record. NCBI's taxonomy places the organism in Eukaryota, Metazoa, Chordata, Lepidosauria, Squamata, Lacertidae. The transcript is spliced from 2 exons. Gene Ontology annotation, molecular function: corticotropin-releasing hormone activity. Gene Ontology annotation, biological process: negative regulation of glucagon secretion; negative regulation of epinephrine secretion; positive regulation of cortisol secretion. The coding region runs from base 308 to 853 and encodes 181 amino acids.